AUGGCUGUGUGUAUGAAGCAGCUGCAGGCGGCGCAAAGAUUCCUAAGUGGAAUUCGCGAGUUGGCGACGUAUGCCAAUUUUGUUGAGAAGCAGGCUGCUGGCGUAAAGAAAUCUUUGGAAAAAAUGUCGGCAGUGAGUCCAGGGGAAGCCGCAGGAAUUCUUGGAGCUAUAGAUCCACAGGUCUGGAGCCCUUCCCACGUGGAAGGGUUUCGGUUGCUUUUGGCGAGCAAGACUAAGGCUGUGGUUGCAGAUAAUGGUACUGACAGAGAUCAGUUGCUUUUUGACCUGUGCGCCCACGCGGCGAAGCUGACGUUGCGGGUUGCAACGGAAGGUAGCAAAGCAACGAUUAUCGCGUUGGCCUACUGGACACAGUUAUGCCAAGGAAUGACUGCGAAGGAAAAAUACAACUUGUACCUGCAGAAGAAGCCCGUCGUGACAAAGUACUUGUCUGUGCCGCCAUCGUCCACGACCAUUUUGGAGUUGCCUGUGUCAUGGAAAGAUUUGCCCAGUGAAGUUGCACAGUCCGUGUUUCCUACGGGGAAACCGAUGGAGCGGAAGGAGUUUGCUGCUGAUGUCAUGCAAUUCGUGCGCAACAUGCCUUUGCGAAAGGAUCAUAAACUUCUGCAGGGGGAAGCGGACAUCGCUGCAGGUUCUUUGUCCUCAGGGUCUGCAUCAUCUGGCUUAAGUGUGGAUGCGAUUUGCAAGGUUGUCGAAGCAUGUUCGCGGGGAAUGCAGAAUGCUGGAACACAGCAAGUAUUAUCGUUGUCGAGUCCGGUAACAUGUCCGGUGCCUGCGCAAAAGGAGCUGUUGGCGGUUGAAGAUGGUCUUGUGGAAGAGAAGACACCUACGGGGUGUCUUCCAAAAAAACCUGUGCAAGACGAGCAGAAGGAUCCGGAGAUGUCAGUGGAACAGCAGUUGGAAGCAUUACAAGGCAACGCUCGUUUGUUGGAGGAAGCAGCUUUGAAACGUCCUGCGUCAAAGAAGGGCUUGAAGCGGCCAGCAGCUGCAAUUGGCACGGUUGCGUACGCCGCAAUUUGUGCGUCAAGCGGUGCUGAAGAAGGUACCGCGGACGCUCAAGCUCCGUUUCCGCAACGGAUGUCAGAAGUGUCGGCGGAGGUCGUUGUGUACGCCAAGCUGCUGGGCAGAGCCAUGGCGCCGAAGGGGAAGACGGAGGAAACUCCUCGUGAAGGUGAUGGUUCGGAAUAUAGCUACAUCACUGAUGAGGAGGCCACCUGGCCCGAACCAGCUGCCGAGCCACCUACGCGGGGCGGACCUGGGCGCAUGACUGCGUCGAAGUCGAAGGCAGUGAAAAAAGAGAAGGAUGAGCGGUCGUCGAGCGAUCGCGGGCUACGUGCUCGUCCAAGGGACUUGCCUUCUCCUUUCAGCCCUCCACGUGAGAGCUCACCCAGGCGUGCCAGGCGUGAAGGCCGCAGUCGUGACAGAAGCUCCAAGAGAGCACGUAGUGUGGCGCCAGAGGCCGCGCGGAGUCCCAAGAGGACACGGAGCGUUGCGGCAGCUGACGCGCGUAGCCCCAAGAGGGCACGGAGCGAAUUGCCGGCAGCCGCGCCUCGAUCCGCACUGGACAUGCCUUUGUCGGAGUAUGGCAAAGAUUUUGGCAAGGCGAGUGACCUGUCCCUAUUGCCACGUGGAAGUGGCACGGACUGCCCGAGGAUCUGCAUUGAGCCAGCACCAGUGGUUCAGCGAGUACUGCAUAGCUUGCCAGCUGUGGCAGAGAGGCGAGAAGGUGAAACCAACGAGGAGAAGGGCCCCGCAGAGCCAUGGCCUGAGGAGGAGGUGGUGCCUGCCAGAUCGGCACGGCAUCGUCAGGCACGCGAAGAAGCAGAGUUUGAUGAGGCUAUGGGCCCCAGGAGAGAGAAGAUUCCCACCAAGGAGAAGAGCCCCGGCAAGGAAAAGAAGAAGGACAAGAAGCGUCGCCGGAGACACCGCAAGCCCAGCCCGACACCAGAGGUGGAGCGUCCUCGCAGGCGUAAGCCGCCGAGCGACGAGGAUGACGAGGACGCAGGGCACCGCAAAAGGCGCCGCGAUGACAAGGUCUGGAUUCAGGUGCCCAGAUCAUCCUUGAUGGCCCACUAG
This is a messenger RNA of Cladocopium goreaui, 2094 nucleotides long. NCBI's taxonomy places the organism in Eukaryota, Dinophyceae, Suessiales, Symbiodiniaceae. The record is from the annotation of a GenBank genome assembly.